AAUGGCUUUGACAAAGCUUCUGAACAACCGCCCUGACACGCCAUAUUCCCGGCCACCCCCACUGCACAUGAAAAUUUUAAAGUCCUGUGACCAGCUAAGGGUCACAAGCUGGGACUUCAAAGAUGGAACACCAACACCUCUAAUGACAAAGAAGAACACCAUUGCGGCGAUCACCGAUGGCCAGACUGUGACAAAGAUCACAAUGUUUGAAGAACAUGCCUCUAAAGUCCAGCUGGGGGGGGCACCGACUCAAAGUGUGAGGGAAGGUCUUGUAAAAGAAGCAGAGGAUCUUCUGCAUCCUCUUGUUCCUCUCACCCCACUCAAGAUGAGCUCCACACAUGAGGGACUCGUGACAGUUCAAGGGGAGGUGGUGGAGGUGCUGUCGGGAAAACAACAUGUUCCCCUUAAAAACCUCCAGCUGAAGGAGGAUGGUUUUACCAUGACAAUCUGCCUCUGGAGGGAGGCAGCUGCUAACAACUUCAACGUGGGAGACCACAUCAGCCUCUCUCACGUUAAGCAGAGACAGUCCUCAUAUGGCGUACAUCUUCACAGUACAGCCUUUACACAGAUUGAGACAAAAGUCGAGGAGAGAGCUGACAUCCUCAUCAUUGGUGUGGCCACGGCAGAAAUGCCAAACCAGCUGGAGGUGUUGCUGGAGGAUGGAAAGAGCCUGUUCAUUCAAACUGGCCUGUGGAGUCUCUUUGAUAAGGAACUGGAGGAGGCAGCAAUCAAAGUUACUGUUAAAAUUCAGGGAAAGCAAAUUGUACAUAUUCAAAAAUAUCAGUGCGAAUAA
Molecule: messenger RNA, 793 nt
Organism: Haplochromis burtoni (Burton's mouthbrooder)
Lineage: Eukaryota; Metazoa; Chordata; Actinopteri; Cichliformes; Cichlidae
Exons: 5
Source: RefSeq, a predicted model, not a curated record